AUGCAAGGAGGACAGAUCACUUUCAUUCUUCUCUGUGCAUUAUCAGUCACUCAAUCCCUUGCACCGGAACUGGUCCACAUGAUUGAGGCUGAAACUGGCAGUAAUGUGACUUUGAAAUGCUCAGCCUCUGGAACUGACCAACAGUUGUUCUUUUGGCAUAAACUUCAGUUUGGGUAUAUGAUUCAAAGUGUGGCAACAGGCAACAUGGCAAACAUAGCACUAAAAAAAAAUGUUGAACGCUCAAGAUUUAAUGUCACAAAAGUGGGGGAUGUGUAUUCUCUUUUUAUAAGAAAUGUCAGCAAAGAAGAUGAAGCAAUGUACCUUUGUCAGGCAGGAGCAUCCUACGCAGCAAAAUUCACUAACAGCAGUCAGCUAGUUGUAAAAGGUCCCAAAAAGAAACAAAAAUUUGUUAAACAGAGUCCCGACGUGGAGCUGGUUCUGCUGGGAAACACAGUGAACCUGCAGUGUUCGGUCCUGUUAAACACCAGAGAAAGCUCAGAUGAGUGUUCAGAUGACCACAGAGUUUUCUGGUACAAAGCUGGAUCAGAAAAACAUGCAGACAAUAUCUAUAUAACCAAUUCAGGCUGUGAUGUUCAAAAAGAAAGGAGAUGUGUCUACAAUCUGCCCAAAGUCGUGAAGAAUUCUUCGGAUUCCGGCGUUUACUAUUGUGCUGUGCUCUCACGUGGAGAAAUCCUGUUUGGUAACGGAACUGAAGUCCUGAUAAAAAAAGAACUCUGCCCGUAUGUCAUCAUAUUGGGGUUGACCUGCAGUUUACUUGUGACUUUCUCUUUGAUUCUUAUAAGAAGAAAGCAAACCCAAGUUUGUGACCAGUGCAAAGAAACAGGAAAUCCUACAACGUUCCUUCCUGCUGAACGAGACAUAUUACCAGAAACCCAUUUGAACAAUGAGCAGGAAGUUGAAGGACCUGAAAUAAACUAUGCCGCAUUGCACUUCUCACGGAAAACCAAAUGGCCGAAGAAAAAGAGGAAGUUUAAGGAAGAAUCCAUAUAUUCAACUGUGAGACACUUCAGUGAUGGAGAGGCUAAUGAGGACUGAAGACACUGUUCUGUGAUUCAUGUGGAGUUAAAUAAAAAAGACGUCUAUAUAAUUCUGUGCAGUAAUAUUAAAGAAGAUUUAGACAGCUUAACAUAAGGGACAUCUGCUGUUUUGAAGUUGGUACAAUUAAAUAUCUAAAUUUAAAUACAUUCUUUUUUUUAACCUAUAUUAAAGAUUGAGUUUGGAAAUAUUGACAUUAAAACAUGAAUGUUUUUGUUCUA
Molecule: messenger RNA, 1277 nt
Organism: Oryzias latipes (Japanese medaka)
Lineage: Eukaryota; Metazoa; Chordata; Actinopteri; Beloniformes; Adrianichthyidae
Gene: nitr22
Product: novel immune-type receptor 22
Biological process (GO): response to bacterium
Source: RefSeq, marked provisional